Messenger RNA from Rhinolophus ferrumequinum (greater horseshoe bat), 5749 nucleotides. It is a transcript of the gene SNPH, whose product is annotated as syntaphilin. The record is from RefSeq and is a predicted model, not a curated record. The coding region runs from base 814 to 2526 and encodes 570 amino acids. NCBI's taxonomy places the organism in Eukaryota, Metazoa, Chordata, Mammalia, Chiroptera, Rhinolophidae. Gene Ontology annotation, cellular component: mitochondrion; cytoplasmic microtubule. Gene Ontology annotation, biological process: neuron differentiation. The transcript is spliced from 7 exons.
CGCUUACGCAGCUGCCGGCGAGCCGCCGACUGGCUCAUCCCUUCCAUCCACCUCACCCUCCCCUCCCCGCCCUCCCGGCAGCCCCAGCCCCGGCGAGCACCCAGUUAGCCUCCUGCAGCAGGGACUCCGGGCAGCAGUUCGGCAGCCCCGGCAGGGCGGCUGAAGCCAUGGAAGCCACCGCAGGUUGCUGAUCAGGGCCAGGCAGCUGCAGCAGCGACUGCAGACGCGCUGCGCCAAGCCCGGCCGAAGUGGGGCGAGCCGGCGGGGCUGCGGAGGGCGAGUGGACUCAGGGUUUUUGGCAGGAGUCGAUGGUGUAAUGUAUGUAACGUGCUUGGGUUCUGGCAUCAGUGGGGCUUGACGGGAAGCCCCGAGCCACGCGCCAACGGGCGCUCUGGGAAGGUGACGUCAAGACUAGCCCAGCAUAAUUUGGGGUUCCUGGUCCAGCUCCAGGAGUCCUCCAGCCUGCAGCCCCCACCAAGGAGGGAGGAUUGAGCAGCACAGGGGUGGGGGUCCGAGUGUCAGGGACCCAGGGGGCCUGGCUCAUAGUAUCCAAGGCUCAGAGCUGCGCCGCCAGUCAGGAAACCCUGCCCCCAUACCUGUGUCACCUUGGCAAGGUCUUCGCUCUCUGUGGGGCACAUCCACUCAUCUGGAGAACACAGGGUUGGUCUGGCUGCCCUGAGACUCUGCUGAUCGUUUGAAGUUGGGUGGCAGGAACCUGCUACAUUCGCUGGUGGAGGCAGCUGUGGCCAGAACCUGGCUUGCCAGGACCUCACUCAGUCCUGGGUGUCCUGCCGAAGGGUGAGAGGAGAAGCCAUGCCGGGCAGCGGCCCCAGCGAGAGGAUGACAUGGCCCGGCCCGGCCCUCCCCGCAGCACCGCCAACGCGCCCUCUUUCCUCAGCCCCAGGGACACCACUCAUCCCACCACUCACCCGGACCCGCAGCCUCAUGACCAUGUCCCUGUCGGGCAGUAGACGGGCCUCUGCUGGAUCCCGCAGUGGGGGCCCUUGGGGCCGCAGCGGCCUGGCGGUGUUUGCCCAGUGUCCGCAGCUGCCCACCAGCCAGAACGAGCACCUGCCUCUUCUUCCUGCCCCCAGGCGCACCUCUCCACCUGUGAGCGUGCGGGAUGCCUACGGCACCUCUUCUCUCAGCAGCAGCAGCAACUCGGGCUCCUGCAAGGGCAGUGACAGCAGCCCCACACCCAGGCGCUCCAUGAAGUACACACUGUGCAGCGACAACCAUGGUAUCAAGCCGCCUACCCCUGAGCAGUACCUGACCCCAUUGCAGCAGAAGGAGGUGUGCAUCCGGCACCUGAAGGCCCGGCUGAAGGACACGCAGGACCGGCUCCAGGACCGGGACACAGAGAUCGAUGACUUGAAGACGCAGCUGUCCCGCAUGCAGGAAGACUGGAUCGAGGAGGAGUGCCACCGCGUGGAGGCGCAGCUGGCCCUGAAGGAGGCCCGCAAGGAGAUCAAGCAGCUCAAGCAGGUCAUCGACACGGUCAAGAACAACCUGAUGGAGAAGGACAAAGGGCUGCAGAAGUACUUUGUGGACAUCAACAUCCAGAACAAGAAGCUGGAGACACUGCUGCACAGCAUGGAGGUGGCCCAGGAUGGCGUGGCCAAGGAGGACGGCACCGGGGAGUCCGCCGGCGGCUCUCCUGCGCGCUCCCUCACCCGAAGCUCCACCUACACCAAGCUGAGUGACCCCGCCGUCUGCGGUGACCACCCCCCCGGGGACCACCCUGGCUCCUCCACUGAGGAUGGGGCUGACAGUGGCUUCGUGGCGAACGAUGACACAAUGAGCCGGACGGACGUGCUGGAGGCCAGCAGCCUGCUGUCAUCAGGGGUGGACUGUGGCCCUGAGGAGACCUCGCUGCACAGCUCCUUAAGCCUGGGCCCCCGCUUCCCUGCCAGCAACACCUACGAGAAGCUGCUAUGUGGCAUGGAGGCCGGCGUGCAGGCCAGCUGCAUGCAGGAGCGUGCCAUCCAGACGGAUUUGGUGCCAUACCAGCCUGACCUGGACACCAUCCUGGAGAAGGUGACCAAGGCCCAGGUCUGCGGGACAGGCCCCGAGUCAGGGGACAGGUGCCCGGAGCCGGAUCCCCACCCCUCAGGGCCCAGAGACCCCAACUCAGCAGUGGUGGUGACGGUGGGUGAUGAGCUUGAGGCCCCAGAGCCCAUCACCCGUGGGCCCACCCCCCAUGGGCCUGGUGCCAACCCCAACCCCGGCCUGUCGGUGAGUGUGGCAUGCCCCAUGGAAGACGAGGAGGAGGCGGCCGCAGCCGAGAAGGAGCCCAAGAGCUACUGGAGCCGCCACUACAUCGUGGAUCUGCUGGCCGUGGUGGUGCCGGCCGUGCCCACGGUGGCCUGGCUCUGCCGCUCACAGCGGCGCCAGGGCCAGCCCAUUUACAACAUCAGCUCCCUGCUGCGGGGCUGCUGCACCGUGGCCUUGCACUCCAUCCGCAGGAUCAGCUGCCGCUCGCUAAGCCAGCAGGGCCCCGGCACAGCCGGCGGCUCCCAGCUCUGAGAAGCCCCCUCCGGCCAGUGGCUCCGGCAGCCUGACCGCUGAUUGUAGGGGUGCCGUCCUCCCUCUCACACAUUCCCGUGGGGCAUCAUCUUAUUUAUUUAGUUUUGGGCUUGGAAGUGGUUUUUUUCAGGAUGUUAACAGCGUCAGGGAGCUGGGAGCCAGGGUUGGGGAAUGGCAUCCCAGAGCUUGGACAGGGGAGAAGGGAAGAGAGACGUGGGGCAGGGAGGCACGCUGGUUGGACAAACCACAGGGAGGGUAGGUGGUGAGGUCCCGAACCCAGCCCCCGCCCACCUGGCCCUUCACAAGGACAGCGCUGCUCAGGAAGUCUCCAGUAUAUUGAUUCGGGGAGGCUGGGCCCAAGUAGCCUCCCCAUGUCCCCGCCAACCCCAUAUCCUGGCCAGUUCCCUGCUCACCCCACGCCUUCUCUCCCAGGCCACCCCUUGCCCUCAGCCCGGCUCCUGAGCCAGUAUUAUGUCCUCACAUGGACUGCAGCUGCAGUCCAAAGUACAGGCCCCUGACCCAGGACUCCAAGCAGGGUCUGGAACCACUGGGCCUGGGCUGGAGCUCCAGCCUCCUCAAGCUGCUCCCCACUUUGGGAUUCAGAAGCAUAGUCCAGGUCACGGGCUGGAGGAAAGACAGUGAUGGGCAAGAGGUAGCCGAGGGCAGUAUGGGUUCUCCAUCUGUCUGUGCAUCCCGGAUCUUCUCCACGCUCCACUUUCCUCCUGCGCUUCUGGGUGUGUCCGAUAAUUCUUCCUGCGAGAGCUAAGCCCGACAGGCUCCUCGCUGGGGUAGGAAUUCUCCCCUCCAGAGAGUCUGCCAGCGCAAGGAGAGGAGGCAGGGGCCGCAGCUCCAGGGGCUCUUCCAGCCAUCUGAGGUGGGGCUUGGGAGCCAGGGCUGGACUCAGCAGUCCUCAGCAGGUGUGAAAAGCCAGAGGCCAUGAUGGCCCCUGGAGCUGGACCCGUUUUUCCGGGGGCUUCAGCCCAACUUCUGUUUUGCACUUUGUUCAUUUUCGGGCUUGGUUCUCACACCUCCCAAGAUCUCCUGUGAAGUGGCUGCUUGCUUUCUAGGGUGAGCGUUCCUGAAUCUUAGAUCUAUCUGCCUGGGGGAGGCGGAGCAAGAUUCAGCAGGAUGAAUGGCAAGACGGAGUACAGAAGCCAUGAUGUUAUCUAGGACAAAGCAGGGUGCCCUGGGAUGUGUUCUGAGCAGGGACAGGGCAGGGACAGUGGGAGCCCUACAGCUUCCCUGCUCCCAGCCCGAGCCCAGUUGGCCUAGGAAAGUUCUCUGUCCCCCCUCCUUCCCUGGGACCAUAUCUGGGCCCCCUGGCAAAGCUGCUGACAUUUUAUUACCAUUGUUAUUUUACAAAGUAAAUCCGCUCCUCUUCCCCUGCAGGGCUGACACCCAUCUGGUCGUCCCACCGACUCUUCAGAGUUAGGCCCCACAUUUUAGGGGGUUGGUGGGACCCUGUGCCCUACUCACCCCUCUGGCCUAGGGGACACUCUGGUUCUCUGCCAAGGUUGCUUGCCCGCCCCUGCUGCUCCCACAGCCGCUGCCUGACUCGUGGGCUCCGCCCUUCCUCUCUGUGCCCUCCCUUCGAGACAGGGCACCUGCAUGCAUUGGGAGUGGACAGCCAGCCCAGCCAUCGGGGCCACCGCCCCUCUGCCACGCGCUUUGUGCCUCCAAAACUCCCCCACCUCGGUCGGGGCCUCAGACCAGCCAUCCUUUGUGGAGCGCCCCCUGCCCCAGCCGAACCAAACCCGAACUCCUGGGGGCUGCCCCCAGGACACUGGGGUCACGACAUGGAGGGGCCGUGGACAAACCCAAUCCAAAGCCAAGCCAGGACUGGCCGCGGACCCAGCCUCCUGUGCCGUGUACUCACGGAGCUGCGUAGUGAGUGUCUCCUUAGAAAUAGUCAAAGCUUUGCCGAGAAAAUAAAUGUAUGACUCUAUUUGACAACCUAAAAUCUAUAUAUUUUUCACCACUGGAAUUUAGUGGAGCUGCAUAGCCCCUCUGCUCCUGUCCGUGUCUUGCUGUUUGUGGCCUUCCUAUUGUGUCUUGUGUUUUGGUGGAUGUGGUCAGGGCUGGGGCCACAGUCCAUGCCGUCCCUGCUGCUGGAGAAGCCGCUGGUAAAGGGCUGUCCUGGGCCUGGACCCAGGGCCUCUGGAUGAGGUGAGUGGGGCCGGCUGCCGCCCUCCAUUCCUGCUCUGGCCCGAGACCGACCUGCCUAUCUGGGUCACAGGGGCCCUCGCCCACAGUGCUGAGGGUCCCCUCUUUGGGGAGUCCAAUGGGACCUUCCACAGGCUUCUCUUCACGUCAGUGGAGGAGGCAGCUCACUGGCUGCCCUGGGACGGACCCUGGGAGACCAUUUGGUCGGUGGUCCCGUGGGGCUCCUACGUGUGUGCAUGUGUGUGCUCAGUGUCCACAUCUAUGCAAAAGGUGCAGCGCAGCCUGUGCAGCUCCAGGAGGUAGAGGCAUGGCAGCCUGAGCCCCUGUCUAUGCAGGGCACAGAAUGCAGGGCUGGAGGGCAAGGCCAGGGGCUGGGCCGUCGAGUGCUCAUCCUCCAAAUACCUGCUUAAUACCUCCUCCUGGUGGGCUGUCACCUUUCCCUCCCGCCCUCGGCUUCUGGAGCAGAAAUCUUUGGGGCAUCCCCACACCCCAGCGUCUGGCCAGAGCUGAUUAGAUCCGAAGGGGCAGUGUCCCCAGGAACUGCCUUCCUGGUACUGCUAGUCCCUUGGAGCUCAACAGCCAGAAGUGGCCUCUUAGCUGUAGGGCCUAGGGCCCGAGUGGCCCUGCUGCUUCUCUGAUCCAGGCUCCGGCAGGAGUCAGAGUCGGGGGCCAGGACUCUGCACACAGAGCUGGCCUCGAGCGGAGUUUACCAAAUAUCUCCCAAAGGGAUAACUUAGCUUUUCAGUGAACACCCUUCCCAAUCACCACGAGACAGGGGCAUCUGACAGCCCCUUGGGGAGGGGUGGGCACAUGACAAGGUUCUGGGCAAAGGCCCACGGAGGGGCCUCUGCCUGGUGACCUCCUAAUUCCCUCUCUGACCUGGGGCACAGUGCAAACAAGUCACAGUGCACUCUCAUAUUUGGCCAUCCCCUUGACAGAAUUCAGGGGAUUCAGGAAGGAGGGAGGUGGGGAGGGGUCUUCACUUUGGUCUCCUUUGUCUUUUUGUUCAGACAGAGUUGUACCUACAGCAGACAGCUCUGAAUUAAAGCAUGAAAACACA